Molecule: messenger RNA, 1947 nt
Organism: Microthlaspi erraticum
Lineage: Eukaryota; Viridiplantae; Streptophyta; Magnoliopsida; Brassicales; Brassicaceae
Source: the annotation of a GenBank genome assembly
AUGAUGAUGAUGCGUACUGUCUCUCUACCAUUGCCCCAUGAUCUGAAUGUUCAUAAGAUCCAUGAAGCUUCUGGAUUCCAUAAUAGUGUUGCUGGUAAAAAUCGUGUGUAUCUGACACGGACAGGUCUUUCAUCAUGUGCCACGAGACAAGACGUUUGGAGUCUCCAGCUUCUUGAGAGCUUGGGUGGUUCUAAAGCCCCUGUAUCAUCUAGGUGUAAUGCAUUCGUUUGCCGAGCAGCUCUCUUUCCAGGGAGUGGAAAUGAAGGUCCCAUUGUUAAAUCAACUGCAGUAGUAUUCACAAGGGCAUAUGAUGCUUUACGCGGAAAUCCUCAUUUGAUGAAACUUAUUCCAGCAGUUGGGGUUCUUGCAUUUGCGACAUGGGGGAUUAGACCCCUUCUGCGUCUUACUAGAGCUACCUUUUCUGAGAAGGGGAAUGAUGCAAAUUCACACAAGAGCAGCAUGCAAUACAUUGUUGUGUCAUACCUUCAGCCUUUGCUGCUUUGGAGUGGAGCACUUCUUUUAUGCAGAACAUUGGACCCAAUCGUAUUGUCUUCAAGUCCCAGCCAGAUUGUUAAACAACGCCUUCUUACCUUUGUUCGGUCCAUGUCAUCAGUGUUGGCAUUUGCCUACUGUUUAUCAAGCUUAGUUCAGCAGGCACAGAAGUAUUUCAUGGAGACAAAUAAUCUUGCUGAUACCAGAAAUAUGGGUUUCAGUUUUGCUGGAAAAGCUGUCUACACUAUGGCGUGGGUUGGUGCCGUCGCAUUGUUUUUGGAGCUGUUGGGUAUCUCUGCCCAAAAGUCGCUAACCGCAGGGGGUCUGGGGACAGUAUUGAUCACUCUUGCUGGUCGUGAGAUACUUACAAACUUUCUUUCAAGCAUUAUGAUUCAUGCUACACGGCCCUUUGUACGGAACGAGUGGAUCCAGACCAAGAUAGGAGGCUAUGAAGUUUCUGGCACUGUAGAGGAAGUUGGUUGGUGGUCACCUACAAUUAUCAGAGGUGAUGACCGUGAAGCUGUUCAUAUUCCGAACCAGCAGUUUACUGUAAAUAUUGUGAGGAAUCUAACUCAAAAGACACAUUGGCGGAUCAAAACACAUCUUUCCAUCAGUCAUCUUGACGUCAGCAAGAUUAAUAUCAUUGUGGCUGAUAUGCGUAAGGUUUUGUCUAAAAAUCCUCAAAUCGAGCAGCAAAAAAUACACAGAAGAGUCUUUUUGGAGGAAGUAGAUCCAGAAAACCAAGCCCUUAGGAUCCUGAUAUCCUGUUUUGUAAAGACUUCACGUUUUGAAGAAUACCUCUGUGUUAAGGAAGCAGUACUCUUGGAUCUUCUCACAGUUAUCAGGCAUCAUGGAGCACGCCUAGCAACUCCCAUUCGUACGGUUCAGAGAAUGCGUCAUGAGGCUGAAGUGGACAGCGCAGCAUUUUCAGACAUAGUCUACAAUCAAGCUGCUAUGAACCGUCGAUUCAUGCUGAUUGAACCGUCGUACAAAAUCAACAGCGAAUCUGAUAGUGAAACAGAAAACAAUGGAUCAGUUUCGGUUUCAAACGCCAAAAAGGAGAAACCUAAAGCAGCUCUUGACUCCAACUCCAGCACAGGCACUAAAGGUACAACAACCUCAACAUCGGAUCAAACAGUAGAACAAAAGUCGGAAGAGAAGAAGAAAGAGAUCGUGGGAGAGUCUGAUGAUAAAGCAGAGAAGGACGAGGUUUCUGAUGGUGAAGGCGCAACAGAGCAGACAUUGAAACCAAAAGCGAAACAAGGGAACGAAAAGAGCAGCGGAGAUCAGAAAGGUCGAGAUAAUGGUGGUUCCGGUACCAGUUCGUUGCUAGAGGAGAACAUUGUUCUUGGUGUUGCUUUGGAUGGUUCGAAACGUACACUCCCGAUUGAUGAAGAGCUCGAUGCGUCUGGUGCGUUAAUGGAGUCUGAAGAACUUGGUAUUGGAAAGGAAUGA